UUGGAAUUACGUGUUCGCAGGGGCCGUCUGUUGGGGGCGUCCCUUGCUCGCGCCCAUCUCGCGAAAUGGGCGUCUGGGCCGUCUGGGCCGCGUGGGCGCUGACAUGCGCUGGUUCCGCGGAGGUCACCCAAGACGUGCUGGCGGCAAAGCAGUGGACCACUUGGGGCGGUCCCGGCGGCUCGAUGGCCAGCGCGGGCCCAAUGUCCGCGCGCCCGGUGGUGAAGCCUGGCGACACGGUCUUCCUCAGGGCCUACAACGGCAACUACUUGAGCGUGUACGACUUCAAAGUCACGGCGCGGGCAUCCCCGAAGGUGGGAUCCGCAGCCUUCGUGGUGGAGAAACGCUCAGUGGGUGACAUCUACCACGGGGACAGGAUCUUCCUGAAUUCCUACGGCCUGCGAUUGGAGGUGAACGACGACGAGGUCAGCGCGCUGAAGUCGGUCAUGGGCCCACGCCAGGAGUUGACCAUUGAGCGCUCAGGGCCCAGGUCCCAAGCCAUCGCGGCCGGAGACACGAUCUUCCUGCGCGCCCACACGGGGAACCACAUCGAUGUAGUCGGUGAGACCGUGAAGGCCCGCUUUCCCAGACAGGGGAUGGGGUACCAUGCCUUCGUGGUGGAGAAGCAGCCCAGAUAGCCGGAGCUGAAGCCACCGAAAGCCGGCGUGGUCCCGGACCGUGGAUUUGGUCCACGGUGAUGUUCCGGAUGAAGAAAACGCCCGUGUAUUAAUAUUGGGGAGGGGGGGGUGUUUCCUUGCAG
Effrenium voratum is the source of this 757-nucleotide messenger RNA. The record is from the annotation of a GenBank genome assembly. NCBI's taxonomy places the organism in Eukaryota, Dinophyceae, Suessiales, Symbiodiniaceae.